Messenger RNA from Aspergillus novofumigatus IBT 16806, 739 nucleotides. RefSeq names its product mitochondrial 54S ribosomal protein uL11m. Gene Ontology annotation, molecular function: structural constituent of ribosome; large ribosomal subunit rRNA binding. The record is from RefSeq and is a predicted model, not a curated record. The transcript has 2 exons. Bases 71 to 532 code for a protein of 153 amino acids. NCBI's taxonomy places the organism in Eukaryota, Fungi, Ascomycota, Eurotiomycetes, Eurotiales, Aspergillaceae. Gene Ontology annotation, cellular component: ribosome; mitochondrial large ribosomal subunit. Gene Ontology annotation, biological process: translation.
GUUGGCGGAUCACUUCAUUUUUUGUAUACAGACAUACUAUAAUUUCGUCUCUUUGCGGACAUAUCUCACAAUGGCGAAGAAGGCAUUGGCUAAAGAUCAGAUUGUCAAGCUCAUUGUCGGCGCUGGACAGGCCAGUCCCAGUCCCCCAGUCGGUCCAGCCCUGGGUAGCAAGGGUGUCAAGAGUAUGGAUUUCUGCAAGGAGUUCAAUGCCAGAACCGCGCACAUCAACACCGGAGUCCCAAUUCCCGCACGAGUCACAGUUCGCCCUGACCGAUCAUUCACCUUCGACCUUCGAACCCCAACGACGACAUAUCUCCUCCUGCAGGCUGCGAACGUGGAGCCCCGCAAGAACCGCAUCCGCGGAGCCAUGAAACCUGGCCAUGAGACCAUCGGCAAAGUGUCCCUGAAGCAUGUGUACGAAAUCGCCAAGAUCAAGCAGUCCGAGACGAGAUUAUCGGGGUUGAGUUUGCAGGGACUGUGCAAGAGUAUCAUGGCGCAGGCAAAAUCGAUUGGCAUUCAGGUCGUGCCUUGAAGAAGCACCUAGAAGACAGGACUGUUCAUCUCAGUGUAUACUUUUGCGAUUCGUGCGACUGCAGCCAUGCUGUUUUGGAUUACGACACCGGCGUUGUUUAGGUUGGGCUUUUACAAUGUGUACAUUAUAGGAUUUGCAUGCGAUAUAGAGCGUCGCCAAAUACCCACAGCAUUUGCACGCACUGAAUAAAUUGAGUUGUGGAACUUG